AUGGGGUCCAGUGGCAAUGGUAGAUGCACCAAGGAGGGGGUUAUUGGGGAGAUGAGGAUCAGUGAACAACCAUCAGACUGUUUAGAAAGGGGUCAGGCCCCACUCCACCAUUCUCUGUCCUACUCUGUACCACCACCCUUACAUAUGGGUUCUGCUGCAGGAGGGGCACAUCCCCAUUCUCAUUCUCACCCCCAUACACAUCCUCAUCCAGGGAGCUUCCCUUGCCUUCAGCUCCACCCCAGUCACCCACAUCACCCACACCAUUCCCACCAUACACACCACCACCCAGACUUCUUCUGCCCACCUCCUCCGGCUCCUCUUGCCAACCCUGCCUCACAUGACAGGGGGCCGGCCAAUGUGGUGCAAGAGGGUAAAGUCACUGGAGCGACAUUUGUGCCAUCUGUGGCAGACCUUGGGGACAAAUCAAGUGGGCCAUUCCAGCUUGGUAACCCUGACUGCCAGGGUGUGGGUAGUGGAGGGGGAGGUGGAAAUGCAAAGGAUAAGGCAAUAGAAAAGAAUGGAGGCGGUGGGCACCAUAGUAGUUGGCACAGAAAACAGCAGCAACAACAACAGCAGCAGCAGCAGCAGCAACAGCAGCACCCAUACAGAAAGACUGAGAAGGCGCCAGAUUGGAUGCAGUCCCAUCAUCAGCAUCUUCAGCCAUCACAGCUUCCUCCACCUCCUCAACUACAACAGUCGCCGCAUCCACAACAGCAGCACCAAGUUGCACGGUCGCGAAGCGCUGAGUGCAUCAACAGCGGUGUAGACAUGGAUGUGUUUCGGUCCACGCUUCCCCAGGGGCCAAAAGCUGGACACUCUGUUCCUCAUUCUGUCAACACUUCACCUUACAGAGACUGUUCCCAUCCAGGCCCCCCACCAAACGCCUCCCCACUCGGAAGUAAAAGCAUGGGGCAACAUGGUGGGGCUGGAGCACCCCAUGGACCUGGUCCUGGGGGCAGCUGCUCCUUACAGAGGGACGGCCAAAAGGUAGCCAGGAUACGCCACCAGCAGCAUGGACGACCUGGCCCAGAUGCUCCUUCUCCUGCUGAGUUGAAUCAGGUGACGGGACAGGAGUUGAAAAGAAAGAUAGACAUGUCUCCGUAUAGUUUCAACAACAACAGCGGGCAGCACCACCACCAGCAGCCUCCAGUGCCAUCCUGGGCCAUGAGGCCUCCACACCACAUGUCACAACCGGAAGAGGAGCAGAGGAAGUCGUACAUGGAGUUGGGGAGCACUGGAGGGCAACACUCCCAACAGCAGCAACAACAACAGCAGCAGCAACAACAACAACAACAACAGCAGCAGCAACAGAGAAUGAGCUUGCCACCUCCCCAACCUUCCCCUGUUCCUCCACUCAAUCAGCAACAGCAGCAUCAACAGCAGCAACCUGAGCCCCAGGGCCCAACUCAAGGGGAAAGCAGUGCCAUGAAAAGCUUACUUAAGUAUAGCAACCAGCAACAGCCACUGCUCCUCUCCCAGAAAAGCCCCUUUGGGGGGCUUGGGAACCUCAAAUCAGGUCCCGCUGGUGGGAGCUGUGCUUUGCAGGGCAACAAACAGACCCUACCUUCCAGGAAGGGCCCCACCAAUGAAAACGAGCGCCCUGAUUACAGUGGAAGAAGCAGGGAUAUCGGAGAAGCCGGACAUGGAGAAAUAGAGGUGCGGCAGCCCCCGGUGGGAAUCGCAGUGGCGGUGGCCAGGCAAAGGGAGCCACCUUGUCGCUCAGCAGACGGUCAUUCCAACAGCCGACAGGGAAGGGUUCAUCCCUCAGUGAAAGGACUCCCCCGCUCCAUCUAUCCCUCAGACCCUACCACUGAAGAGGAGAGGAAGAGGAUGAGUGGGGAACAGAUGGGUCUGAAUUGUUUAGACAGAGAGAGGGAGGUGUAUAUCAGGGAUAAUAAAGAAAGGGUCGAGUUUGCAAGAAUCCAUCCCUCCAACAGUUGUCAUGGGGACCUCACCUCUCAUCUUAUGGUCCCAGGCGGGACUACCCUCCAGUCUGGCCAAUUAGGAGAUCCAGCUGCACAUUCAGCUCACCAUCAUUGGAUGCCAAGAACUGGUAGCCCAUCCCUCUGGAUGACAGGACACUCCUACGCAGGUAUAGGUCACACAGCUUUGCACCAAAAUCUACCCCCAGGUUUUUCUGCAGCCAUGCAAGGCCCUCUGCAGCCAGUUCUGCCUCUGCCCCAGGACCCCUCUACUCAGCUGGUGGUGCUGCCCACAGAGCCUCCCUCCCAUCCUGCAACUCAUCACCUUGAUGUGAUGGAGCAGCCAGGGCUGUGGCCCCCUGUGUAUGGCGCCCGGGGCCCACCCUCCCACAUGCAGCAUCCUGCUGUGUACUCCCGCUCCCAGUUUCUACGGCAACAAGAGCUGUAUGCUCUCCAGCAGCACCAACAACUUCAGCAUCAGCAUCAGCAUCAACAUCAGCAGCACCAGAGCCACCAGUCACAAAAACCACAACCACAGUCUCAAACCCAGCAGCAGCAGCAGCAGCAGCAGCACAGAGCUGCACAUGACAUGGAAAUGCAACAUCAUGCAUCUCACAAUGCCCAGAUGCAGAAGAGGCCGGAUGAGCCCUCAGUUGAACUAGAAGAACUCAUUUCAGAACCAAGAACGCCUAAACCUGCCAAGCCCUACUCGUACAACCAACAUCAGAGGAACACUUCUCCCCCGGGGGCCUGCACUGCUCACCUGUCCCCUUGUUGCCAGUCUCCCUCACUACGGCCGCAUCCUAAAAGCACUCCCUCCACACCGUGCCCUGCUCCCAGCCCUGCUGCAGCAGCCCCUCACUCGCCUGUCAUCAGCCCGGCCCCACCUCAAAUGCCCAAGGGGAAUGAAGCCCAGGAUAAGAGAGUAGAGGGACAGCCACCACAGGAUUACCCAGAGUCUCUGGAGCCAGAUCUGCCUCCUGGAUAUACCUACCCUGCUAUGACCAUGGGCUACAGGGGUGGACCCUCCCCCCAGGAUGUUCGACUGGCUGAGCCGGCCGACCUGGAAGCUGUCCAAGCGGAGCCUCCUGAGCAUGUUCCCCAGUCUCUCUCCAGCCUGGGGGAGGGGCUAGAAUGCCAAGCGGUGGUCAGGCCCCUCCCAGAGUCACACCCACCCAAGGAAGUGGAGCAGGAAGAAGGGAAAACUAUUCCUGAGAGAGUUCUGGAACAGAAGGAGGAGGUCGAGGUAGCGGCAGUGACAACAGCCAACUAUGUGCCUGGAGAGAAGGAGGUGGAGGAUCAGGGGCCCGCUGAGGAAGAGGUCCUGGUUUGCCCCCCUGCCGAGAGCCCCGUGUGUGAGGCUGCUUCUUGUCCAGUCUCCCUUUCAACGGAGGAGCUGGAAAGGCCACAGGCUGUCAUCACCCUGGAAGAGGAAGAGGAUGAUGUGGCAGUGGGUGAGGAGAGCCAGGUGGAGCCUGCUCAAAAGGUCAACAUGCCUGGAGAGAAGGAGCCAGAGCUGCCCACCAUCAUUGAGCUUGACCCUGCUUCUCCUGCAGGGCCGGAGUUGCAGACUCCAGCCCAGGAGGAAGCAAAGGACAGCGAGCAGCAGCAGCAGCAGCAGGAGAAUGAGACGAGCCCUGAAGAUGCCUCAGUGGAUUUUGUUUGUCUGUCUCCUGCUUCUGUCUCCAGCCCAAGUCAGGCAGCAGUUGCCGUGCCCAAUAAACCUAACGUGCCCUGCUACUGGAGUCUGGAGCUGCUGAUUGCUGCUGCGUUCUGCACAGAUGUACCCCCGUUCCCCUUGUUCCCUUACAGUGCCCCAUUAGUUGCCCCGUCACUACCUAACCCCCACCACGGUAUGGAGCUUCUAAGUGAGCUGGCGGAUCUUGAGCUACAACAGCAAAAGCGCACAUGUGGGAAAAGCCAGGAAGACGAGUUGCUGAUGUUUGACCUCCAGAGCCUCGCUACCCUCGCCACAGCCCGUGCCAUGGAGAUGGGUACCCAAGACAGCAGCAGUGCGAGUUCUGGGCGACAUUACCCGGCCCGCAGGAUCCUCAAUUUACGCAGGAAAUGCAGCUGGACUCCUCGCAAUGAACGAGUGUGCCCGGCCAAAGGUACCAUGGAAACAAUGGACGGUCCUGAGCUUGCAAUGCGUGUCAAGUUGGCUGAGCUACAACGUCGCUACAAAGAGAAGCAAAAGGAGCUUGCCAAACUUCAGAGGAAGCACGAUCAUCAGAAGGAGGAAACACCUCGCAGCCCAGCACGACGAGGACCAGGGCGGCCAAGGAAGCGGAAACCCACCCUCACCACAGGUCCACUGUCCUCAUCUGAGGGCCUAAGAAAAGUCAAGUCGCUGGGGGCGGGGCUUGCUCUGUCGCCUGAGGACCUAGGAGGGGGCGGAGACAGCCAGAGAAGGAAGAAGAGGCUGUCCAGUCGAGGCUUUGAGCGACUCGGCAGCACACAGAUAAAAGCACAGGGCUGCAGAAAAAGCAGUCUUCACAGCCUGCUCAGCUCCAAGCUGGCCAGUGAUGUGACUCAGCUCAAACAGAAAGCCCAUGGUAAAAAGAAUCUCUCAGGGACAGGCUCCAGGGACAAGGAGCUUUCGCCCUGUAACUCCAACCCCAAGCACAGACACCGAAGCCAGGGCACAAGCAAAGUCGAGUCUAGGCUGGAGUCUGGGGGACAAAGUGACACAGCAGCCAGUGGCGACAGUGGUACCCAAGAGAGCUGGACGGGACUGGUGCGCCGAGGACGUACAAAGGGAUCCAACUCCCUUUCACAGGGUUCCUCUCGUCUGAGUCAGUCCAGAUCAAGAGUUCUCCACGGCCAGAGACGGGACACUAUGGAGGAGGGAGAGAGCUCCCCUGCAGAGAGCGUCUCCUCUGAUCAAGACGAUGAAGAAGAGGACGGCAGUUAUGAUACAGAUGAAGGUCAAGACUACAGAGCCCAACCUCCCAGAGAUGUUACUUCUAGUUCCUCCAUGACCGGUCCGAGUCCCUCAUCUGUUGUAAAACUUGAAGCAAAUCAGAAAGCCAGGAACAAGAAACAGAGACAGGAGCUUUAUGGCUCCCAGUGUCUGUCUGGAGCAGAAGGGGAGGUCAAAGUUAGAAAGAAGCCACCCUGUAGGCUGGGCCUGGCCACGUCCGUCAAGAACCAUCAUGACGAGUACCGGCCCGAAGGGGUGAGAAGGCCAUGUGUGCCCAGGUCUAAGGAACCUCGAUGGGGUAGCCUCGGGACCAGAGGCAACCGCUACCGGAGAAGCAUGGGACUGGCCACCUUCCCAACUACCAGUGAGAGGCUAAAGAGGGCGACACGCAAGAGCACUAUGUUGAGAGGAGUAAUCAAUAAGAGGAGAAGUUGCUGGACCGUUGGAGGCCCAUCCUCACAGAGCGAGGAGGGUAGCAGGGGACGUAGGAGCAAUGAACAGCAGCCAAAGGGACGAGCAGUGAGCCGGCUGCUCGAGAGCUUUGCUGCUGACGAGGGCUUUCAGAUGGAUGGAAGCAGCUUCUCAGAGGAGGAGGAGGAGGACAGCAAGCAUUCGUACAACAGCAAGAGCCCUCAAGUUCCAAACUGUUUCCUGACCAAAGAUCGACUAACUGACGGCCUGAAGGUGCUGAUCUCCAAGGAAGAUGAGCUUCUUUACGCCGCCAGGGUCCACACUCUGGAGAUACCUGACAUCUUUAGCAUUGUUAUUGAUGGGGAAAGAGGAAACCGCCCAAGAAUCUAUUCGUUGGAUCAACUGCUACAAGAAGCUGUCCUGGAUAUACGUCCAGAGUCAGAGAGUAUGCUCAGUGAAGGGACCAGGGUGUGUGCUUACUGGAGUGAACGCUCACGCUGCUUAUACCCAGGCUACGUUCGCAGAGGUGGUUCAUCUGAUGAGGGGAAACAAGGAGGAGUGAUGGUAGAGUUUGAUGAUGGAGACAGAGGAAAGAUUUCUCUCCCAAACAUCCGCCUCCUGCCUCCAGGAUACCAGAUUCACUGUGCAGAGACUUCUCCUGCCCUGUUGGUACCCAGUGGGACAACAGCCAAUAGAAGUUCUAGUCUGGAGCAGGUUCCCUUCAGUGACAGACCCUCUGACAGACUGAGCACCAUCAAUGCCGUCAUCAACAGCAUCAACAGCCAAACUGUUCACAAACGAAGACCGGGGAGACCAAAGGGUUCUGGGAAAAAACAAAAACAGCAGCAGCAGCAACAGGCAGAAAUAGCCAAUCGAAAUCCUUCUCCUUUCCUGGGUUGGUCUUCAUUGGCCAGCACUAGGAAAAGAACAUCUGACAAUUUAUUUCAGCUCAAUGGGAUACCCAGGAAGGCCAUGAGAGGGAAGGAGGGUGAUCUGUUUUCCUUGCCUAAGACCCAGCCACUGGCCUCCACACCAGCCAAAGGAAUUUUCAGCAGUAGCUCCUUUGAGGUGGACUCCUUCAGCAGCAUUGCAAACGGUUACUCUUCUUUUUGUACUCAGUCUACAGGGCCAAGUCCAGGUUUAUCUCUGGGCCACAAAAGUGGCCUGUAUGAUCAGAGGCGCAGGCAGGAUGAGUGUACAAUGCCAAAGAGCAGGAAGUCUGGACAAGAGUUCCUGGUCAAGUUAGAUCAUGAAGGAGUGACAUCCCCAAAGACAAAAAACAGCAAAGCUCUGCUGUUGCGAGGUGGGUCUUCAGGAGUGAGUUGUAUACCAAGGGCGGAGGCAUACUCUCACCCAGUGCUGCUGGUUAAAGACAACAAAAAGGGUGGUGCCUCCCGAGUAGAACUUCUGGUGAAAGGAACAACACCUCAAAGAAAGCCUUCGAAUUCUCUGCGUCUGGGUGAAUAUGGCGACUUGGGCUUCAGCUACCGUAGAGAGUGUCACAGCUCAUACUCUGAUCUGGAUGAUGAAGAGGACGAGAGGAGCAGGGCUGCACUGGCUGCAGCCUCAGGAGGGCUAAGGACCGCUGGCCGUUUCCUUUCUCGUCUCUCCGUCUCCUCCUCCUCCUCUGGUUCUUCAAGCUCCUCCUCUUCAGGCUCUCUCUCCAGUUCCAGCCUGUGUUCUUCUGACAAUGAUUCCUCCUACAGCUCAGAGGAUGAAGACAGCUCCACACUGAUGCUUCAGAGUUGUUUGUCUACCCACCGAGGGCUCCUGCAACCCUCUGAACCCUCCACUUCAUCUAGGCCACACCAGCACUCGUUUGUGGCCAAAGCUGUGGCUGUUUCUAAUGCCAAAGGAGGAGUCCCAGAACAAGUGUCCAAUAGUAAGUCCCUGAAGAGAAAAGAAUGCGUCAGCUCCACCUCUAAACCAUCCAAGGAUUUUGUAAAGAAACCUAGGAUGCAUCCUGAUGACAAUUCAUUCAUUCCAAGGCCCAAGAUGUCUGCAUUCCUUGCAGGACGACAAAUGUGGAAGUGGUCAGGAAACCCUACACAGCGGCGAGGUCUUAAGGGCAAGGCCAGGAAGCUUUUCUAUAAGGCCAUUGUGCGAGGAAGAGACACGGUGAAAGUGGGAGAUUGUGCUGUGUUCCUCUCAGCUGGACGCCCUAACCUUCCAUACAUUGGUCGAAUUGAGAACUUAUGGGAAUCCUGGACCUCCAACAUGGUCGUUAAAGUCAAAUGGUUUUACCACCCUGAAGAGACAAAGCUUGGAAAGAGGCAUCGAGAUGGCAAGCAUGCCCUCUACCAGUCAUGUCAUGAGGAUGAGAAUGACGUCCAGACAAUCUCUCAUAAGUGUCAGGUGGUGAGCAGGGAGGAGUAUGAGUGUCUGACUCACAAUCAGAAGCCGAACAGUACUUCCCCAGAUCUCUACUACCUGGCUGGGACAUAUGACCCAACUACUGGUCAGUUGGUUUCUGCUGAUGGGGUUUCCAUUUUGUGCUGAACCUCAAUGAGGACACUACUGAAGGACUCUCUUGGAGGAAGUUAAGGUCCAUGAUGUUAACUAGAAGAUCCUCAGACACUGGAAGACAACAAGUUUCCUUGGGUUGCCCCAUGGAUCCAUGGACUAAAUGUCAGCACCAAAGAAGGACUGUCUGAGGUCACACACUGGAGUCUACUGGUAUCUAAUCUUCAUAGAGAUGAUUUGAUGUCCAAAACUGGUGGAUCCUUUCAAGAAGAAAAGUUCAAAGUCUGGGUCUUUCUGGGCAAAUUCAAUAAGUGGCAUUUCGCUCGUCUUACUAAUCUCUUUUUAAUGGAUCCAUUUUGGACAAUUUUAAGAAGACUCGUGUUUUCAGCUCUCUUUAUACGUCACCAAAGGGGAGCUGGGAGUGCAUUUGACUGUGCAAAUUACCACACACAUGGAAUAGUCUUUGCGGACCAAUUUUUUAACAGGUAGCCUUACCUAAGGGAAUGGAAACAAAAGUAAGGCAUGGGGCUCUCCCCCGGACCGCUUCAUUCCAGGGAAGUAAAAAAAAAAAGAAAAAAACAUGUAAAGGAUGUAAAGUUGAUGUCUGUAAAUAAUUUGAAUUUUCUUUUCCAAUCAAGCCAUACACUUCAGUACCUCUCACCUGUCUUAACAGAUCAGGUGUACAUUGUACAGUUCAAUAUUGUAAUGUUGUUUGUUGUCUAUAUGUACAUAAAAACUAUUUUAUAUAGGAGUUUAUUGUAUAUAUGAGAUGUAUCUUUCCAUGUUUGCGAUUGAUUUAUUUUUAUAUGGGUGUCGAAUACAUGACGUUGUUUUUCCUUUGCUUUGGGAAGUCAAGAUUGGAGGUGUUAGUGUUGCACUGCAUAUGCCCUGCUGAGACCGACGGAGACAGACAGAGCACAAACAAAGACAGAAGGAUUUAGUCUAUAACAGGAAAAGGCUCACUUUCUGAGAGAAAGGGGUCAGCCUGUUUAAAAAAAAAAAAGAAAUAGGUCAAGUGGCUUUUUGUAAGACUGUCCUGUUACUUUGCAUAUUUGUUAUCCUAUUUUAAAAACACAUUUUUAUUUAUGUACCUCUAAGUUGGUCAUUGUCACAUGGCAGAUCCCACUGGACUGCAAUCACGGGUCAAAAAUGAUUCAAGAUUAAUGACAUGAGCGUACCAUUACGAUACGAUAUUUGUGUGUGAUGAGUGUCCUGGCAUCACAAAAAUCAUGUCCACACAAAUCAAUUAAGUACAAGACUGGGACUUUUCAUGAAAUUGCGUUAAAUGUGCGUUGCACUCAUGAAUGCUUAGUUCAGCACAUUAUGACCGACAAAAUACCAAAGUGUCUUUAAUGUCUUUAUUUCCUUAUUUAAAUUGAACAUGUGUCAAGCACCUGUACUGAACUCAAAUCAGAAAUCACUGGUAACUUAUAGAAUACUUGUCCUCCACUAUGUGCAUAAAGAUUUAUCUAUAUAUUGGCUUUGCAUUGUGACAAUGGUUUCUUGCACAUGUACCUGCAGUUUUUGUUAAGUGCAAACACAUGCAGCAAAAGGCCACCUGGAAGUGUGACUGUGAAGGUCGAGGUACUGACAAAGUAAGACGUGGAGUGCUGACAAUUUGUUGGAAUUAGUCGAUUUUAGUUUCAUCAGCCAGCUGUGUCUAUUUUGUACAGUACACGCACAUUCUAAAUGCUAACUGUGAAGGACAAUCAGAUUCACAAAGCAAUGGACAUAUAAAAGGUUCACUCAAUCUGAAAAUGACUUAAGUUAAUUUAAUUUGUGCCAAGUACAUUUUGUCCUUAUUUUUUUGUCUUGUUUGAUAUGCAAUCCUGAGUAUUCUUUGUUCACAAAGUUUUAUUUUGUUCGCCAACCUUUUAUUUAUUGUCAUUGUUGCUGUUUUUUUUUCAUGCCAAGAGCGCUUUAUGAGAAUGUGACAUUGUUUUUCUUGGUGUGAUGUCGCAUUUGCAUUUCUUAAAUAAAACUGGUCUUGUAGAGGCCAUCUAGUAAAAAGAAAUAAAGCAACACUGGAUUCUUCUCA
Molecule: messenger RNA, 9757 nt
Organism: Labrus bergylta (ballan wrasse)
Lineage: Eukaryota; Metazoa; Chordata; Actinopteri; Labriformes; Labridae
Product: BAH and coiled-coil domain-containing protein 1
Molecular function (GO): chromatin binding
Source: RefSeq, a predicted model, not a curated record